Molecule: messenger RNA, 1053 nt
Organism: Anopheles maculipalpis
Lineage: Eukaryota; Metazoa; Arthropoda; Insecta; Diptera; Culicidae
Product: myb-like protein Q
Exons: 1
Coding region: 142-1053 (303 amino acids)
Source: RefSeq, a predicted model, not a curated record
CAGCAGCAGCAGCAGCAGCAGCAACAACAACAGCCGCCCCAGCAGAGCGGCGGCCAUUAUAUUACGCGGCUAGAAUAAUCUUCAAUCUCGUCGGCGGCAGCUGCAGCGGCCGCAGCGGCAGCAGCCGCCGCGGCCGCCGCCAUGUUACCCAUGCUGCAUCCGAAUCCGUCCUCCUCCUCCUCCCCGACCCCGUCCUGCUCGUCCAGCUCAUCCUCCCAUCAGCCGCCGCUUUCACUCCACAACCCUCACCACCAUACCCAUCUCAAUCAGCACAUGCAUACGGUGGUGCCGAGUGCACUGUCCUCACCGCCAACCUCGAAGGUACCGGUCGACAUUGUUUCGGGACUGUCCCAUCAUCUUUCCAUCCUUUCCUCCUCGCCCACGUCCUCCUGUGCAUCGACAACGUUGGGUGCGCUGGCACAGUCUUCCCAUCGCCAUCAAUCUCACCAUCUUGCGCACAGUUUGCAUGACCAUCAGCAUCACCAUCACUAUCUGCAUCACCACCAUCAGCAGCAACAGCAGCAGCAGCAGCAGCAGCAACAACAGCAACAACUCCAUCAACAGCAUCAACAGCAACAGCAGCAACAGCAGCUACGACAACUUCACUCCUCGCACGGAGGAUCUCCCCGACAGUCGCCAUUACAGAGCACCAGUUCGCUACUAUCGUCUUCUCUCGACCACCAUGCCGCGGCGUGUAGUAGCAUCCCCGGCGGCCAUCAGCCAUCACACGCCACUCCCCAUCCUCACGCGUCGCAGGAAUCGAGCCAGCUUAACUUCCAGCACGCUAACCCUCACGGUCAUCUGUUCCGCUCGUCGUACCGGACCUUGUUCCGCCAUCCGGACACAAUACCCUCGCCUGCCGCGACCAUCACCUCAUUGCGGUCGUCUUCCCCCGCUCACCAUUCUCCUUCAGCUGCUGCUGCUCCUCCACCUCCUCCGCCUCCGCCACCACCGCCACCUCCAACUUCCUCCUCCUCUACUGCUUCGUCCAGCGUUUCCAACGAGCAAAGCAAUGACAGUGGGCAGGCCGUCUCACUGGCCUGCCGAGACUGA